AUGAAGGCCUCUGAAGACUCACAAACAUUUUCACAGCUUCGGUGGUAUACCACGGACAGUGUCUACCUGAAACGGAAAAUGCUCAGCGCAAUGGAUAUUCUUCAACAACAACAGAAAAGAAAAGACAAAAGACAAAAUGAUAAAGAAACAGUUCGAUUCAGUCAUUCCCUCUCCUUCGUUUGUUCUCCGAUGAUGUAUAGACCCCUUCGACCUCCAUCGCUAUUGAUUGAUCAGCUUUCACUUGAGUUUACCUUCUGA
Trichophyton verrucosum HKI 0517 is the source of this 258-nucleotide messenger RNA. RefSeq lists its product as uncharacterized. The record is from RefSeq and is a predicted model, not a curated record. The transcript has a single exon. The coding region runs from base 1 to 258 and encodes 85 amino acids. Lineage: Eukaryota; Fungi; Ascomycota; Eurotiomycetes; Onygenales; Arthrodermataceae.